UGUCCAAUUCAUCCUGUCCUUUCGCCCAUUGUCCACUAACGCCGGCACUACACUCCGGUUCACUGGAUCACCAGCAAUGUGCUGCCAACACUGAAUUGAACAUCCUCUUGGUCACGCACAAACCAGCGGGGUGCUCGAAAAUUUCAAAAACCACUGCAAUCAUGGCUGAUAUCGUCCCGAUGGAUGAGCUCGACGAGGACACCGUCACCCAGGCAACGUCCGUGCUCUCAUGGUACGAGAGUCAGGUUCGUGCGCGGCGGGUUGAUAUCGUAGGCGAUUUUGCCGGCAAGGAGCUUUUCCUGAUUGAGGGAGACUCGGUCCUCCUAAAUAGCUUCAGUGACCCGAAGCUAGAUUUUGAAGAUGGCUUCCAAAUGCUCCACGCGGCAUACGCCGUAGAAGCCUUUCUACGCGGAUUAGUAACUCGAAAAUGCAAUUUCCACAUCGUUUUCUUUGAACAGAACCAUGAACUAUGCAUACCUCCUGGCUGUUCGGAAACUAGUCGCGAGAAGUUUCUUCUCGCUCGGGCAACCAUCAUCCGGCAUCUCAUGGUCAACCUGAAGGAGACAUGUCCUAACAUCGAGGUCCAUCUGUUCGAUUCCUUCCACGGCGCCAAUUUCAGCGAGUAUCUGGAGGCUACCGACUUGUACUUUGUGCUUUGCCACGAUGGAGCUUCCCCCUUUGUGACUAAGCAAAAGGCUCUCCGAAGCGCUCACAAGAUUAAAGACCGCGGAAAGGAUGAGCCAGGUGACAUCGAACAUGUGCACAGCAAGACAAUGCUUCGAUCAAUGAUAUUCUGGUUCAUCAAGAAGGGUUACAAUGCCGCUCUCAUCAACGGCUUAGAGUGGCGAGACACAAAGGUCAUCACAGCGAUCAUCGAAGGAUUCAAGCACAAGAUGCCAGAAAGCCUCUCCAUACCGUUGGUUGAUUCCAGUGGCCUGACGCCAAACACCCACGACAUGACAGCAGACAAAGAGGCUCUCGCUAAGAUCACCAAGAAGUACGGAGACGAAUUUGACGAGCGAGAUUACCUAGCUGUCCUGAUAACCAGCAAGAUGCUAACUACCGACGACAAGCUCUCCGACGUAGCUACAGCAUUCCUACUGCAUGUUUCUCUCCUCGCCCAAAGCCCCUUGUCUGAACGCCGGGUUAAGCAAAUCGACCCGAGUGAAGCUUCCAUCACGUUCUUGACAGAGUUCUGCCGUCAAGCGAGAUUAGUGUUAGGGUCGGACUUUUGGCAAUACCAGGAAGAGUCUUUCGGCGACGAAUGUAACGUUGCGGAUCUCGUUGAUGGCAGAAUUUUCAAUGCGUGUCUACUAAGUGGGAGCAUCGAAAAUGUACCGAGACUAGCGAAACUCCUCGAUGCCGUCGAAUCAAUCUAUGGCAUAAAGCUGUCGGUCAAGGCCUCGAAGGCCAGUCCCAACGGAAAUGCAUCGAUGUCCAACGGCCAGCCGACAGAGAGUACCAAGCCAUGGGCCGUUUUACCUUUCACGAACCCAGUCUUUGAUGCGCAUCUAUCUGCCAUCCACCUGGUGACCGAGAGGGCUACGGGAUCAAGUUACAACAGCACCUCUGCAAAAAUAUUCCGAGAAAUGACCCAUUGGCACAAUAGCAAGAGGCCGAUAGAUCCUAAGCUCACCCCAGAACAAGAGCUACGCAAUAAGAAGAAAGCUCUCUUCGUUGCUAAACGCAAUCAAUGGUUCAUGGCUGAAAUGAUGGCUUACGCAGCCAGUUUGACCAAUGCUGUAGGAAAGAUUCUAGAUCCUGAAAUCAUCACGACGGGCCCAAAAUCCAAGUCUGUACCCGCAGUCGUUGCGGACAGCACGAAUGCAAAGCAAUCUGGAAAGCAGGCACCGAAGCAAGCCUCGAACCAGAACCCGAAGAAUGCGAAGAAAGGAGGGAAAGCGAAGGGUGGCAAGCAAGCUAUCAUGGAUGAAAUUGCUGCGGCAAGGAGUAAGAAAGAAGAAGGUACCUCGGAAAAGCUGAUUCAAGGCUGGAAGACAACGUGUAAGGCCUUCGAAGCGGAAGCAACCCCAGUUGCGCGAUUCCAAAAAGCGAAACAUUACCUAUCCACAUUGAACACGGAUAUUAAGCGCUCAGUUCUUAGCGCCGAAGUCCAAGUGUACAUGCUCAACACAUUGUUGGAUAUGUGGAUCACGGUGGCCAAAGAGAAUCGGAAGAAGGAAUCACUUCCUGUUGCGGCGAUGAUAUUCCACGCUGUUACGAAGCUCUCAACUACGUCGACCGGAAUUACCAAAACUAUUUCGAACUAUCUGAAGCUUGUUAUAAAGUCUUUGGCAUUACCCCAGGUCGAUCUGCCACCCCUAGAAGGCGACAGAAAUUUAGCUUUCAGCCUUGUUCUCAACGAUACUGUCACACUGGAUCUGUCAAUUCCAGUCUCGCCACAAGACUUCCAGCUUCUGCACUACGGGCCGUACUUCGAUCGAAGCAUCGAUUCAGCACCCGAUCCCAGAGUACCUUUCGAACCUGACGGGUGGCAGAGAAAGGUUCUUGAUGAGAUUGAUGCUCGCCGUAGUCUCUUGGUGGUGGCUCCGACUUCGGCUGGUAAAACUUUCAUCUCCUUCUACGCCAUGAAACAAGUUCUGGAGUCAAAUGAUGACGACGUACUUGUUUACGUUGCUCCCACUAAAGCUCUAGUAAAUCAAAUUGCCGCUGAAGUCCAGGCACGGUUCUCGAAGUCAUUCAAGUAUCCAGGAAAAUCGGUGUGGGGUAUACACACCCGCGAUUACCGAAUCAAUAACCCAACCGGCUGCCAGAUAUUGGUCACAGUGCCCCAUAUUCUCCAAAUCAUGCUCCUCGCACCGAGCAACGCGAACGGAUGGUCAAAGAGGGUCAAGCGAAUCAUCUUUGAUGAAGUUCAUUGCAUUGGUCAAGCCGAGGAUGGUAUCGUUUGGGAACAGCUGUUGCUGCUAGCACCAUGCCCUAUCAUCGCCCUCUCUGCAACAAUCGGCAAUCCGAAGGAAUUCAAUGAAUGGCUCUUGUCGACGCAGAAAGCACUCGGUAAUGACCUUACCAUGGUCUCACAUCCUCACAGAUACUCAGAUCUUCGCAAAUUCGUUUAUACGCCACCAAAGACCUUCAACUUCCAAAGCUUGACAGACAAACCUGUAUUUGGGCAUUUGGGUCUCGAUGAAGCUCCAGGAUUCACCUUCAUGCAUCCGAUCGCAAGUCUGGUGAACAAAUCACGGGGCAUGCCCGAGGACCUCAGUUUCGAGGCUCGUGAUUGUCUAACCCUCUGGACAUCGAUGAAUCGCCAGGCGAAUGAGAAGUAUCCCUUGGAUAAGUCUUUAUCGCCAUCGAAUAUGAUGCCGCGGCUUAUUAAGAAGCUCGAUAUCAUCAAAUGGGAGCAAGGUCUCAAGAAGGUGUUGCGGGGCUGGCUUACUGACAGUGCCUCUCCCUUUGAUGCUGUAAUGAAGGACCUAGGAGAUUCAUUCCACUCUACGGGCCUUGUACAGCAUGCAACCGCUGGAAACGAAUCAGGAACGCCGGUAGACCCCUUCAACAUCAAGUCAACGACUUUGCCCUUGCUUGUGGCUCUACAGGAGCAAGAUGCUUUACCUGCAAUCUUCUUCAACUAUGACAGAGCACAGUGUGAGAGCAUUUGUAGACACGUCCUCGACCAGCUAAAGGCCGCCGAAGAUAAAUGGAAAGAAUCUAGUCCUAAGUGGAAGAAAAAGCUCGCUGACUGGGACGCUUGGAAGAAGAGCAUGGCCAAGAUAGGCAAGAAGGGUGUUCCUAAGCUAUCGAAAAAGAGAGAUGUGGAAGAGGGAGUCUCCAAAGAAGAUCUGAUGAAAGAUGCUGCAAGUGCAGACGUUAGUCCUUGGGCCUCUUUUGAGCCUGAUAACCCUGUAGAAGGGUAUACUUUCGCAGACAACAAAAAGAUCUUACCCUCCGAGCUAGGAAUCUACAUGCGCCAGCUCUUCAUCCGCGACCUACCGGAAUGGCAGUCGGAGUCGUUAAAGCGGGGCAUUGGCGUUCAUCACGCUGGUAUGAACAGGAAAUAUCGACAAGUUGUAGAAAUGCUCUUCCGAAAGGGCUACCUUCGCGUCAUUAUUGCCACUGGCACUUUGGCGCUUGGUAUCAACAUGCCUUGCAAGACUGUGGUCUUCUCCGGAGACUCUGUGUUCCUCACAGCACUCAAUUUCCGCCAAGCAGCUGGUCGUGCUGGACGUCGUGGGUUCGAUAUGCUCGGUAACGUUGUGUUCCAAAAUAUCCCGACGAGCAAGAUAUGCAGGCUGGUCAGCUCGAAGCUUCCUGACCUGAACGGACAUUUCCCAAUCACCACAACUCUGGUCCUCCGCCUGUUCUCCUUGCUACACGAAUCAAAGAACUCUCAAUUCGCCGUGAGAUCUAUCAACUCUCUACUUUCACAACCACGAUUGUAUCUCGGAGGAGAGGAAUCCAAGAUGACAGUACUCCAUCAUCUUCGCUUCUCUAUCGAAUACCUUCGUCGCCAAUUUCUUCUAGAUGCCGCUGGUGCCCCGCUGAACUUUGCGGGCUGCGUCUCACAUCUAUACUUCACCGAGAACUCUGCGUUCGCCUUCCAUGCCCUGCUGAAGGAGGGCUACUUCCAUGCCAUUUGUAAAGACAUCGAGACCAACCCAGAAGAAGUACUGCGUACUAUAAUGCUCACCAUGUCGCACAUAUUCGGACGGCAGUACUGUCGACAAGUCGAUGCAGAGUUCAUCGAAGACGUCGUUAAGCGCUCUUCUUCUGUCGUCUUCUUACCUGCAAUGCCACAGCUUGCCUCCAGUAUCCUGCGAACUCAAAAUGCCCAAACCCUGGACAUCUUCACAGCAUACGUACGCACAUUCGUGGAUCAGAACAUCAAGGAGCCAGAUUGCUUUUUACCACUUACGCAGAUGCAAGCCGGAGCUAAGCCAGGUGUUUCGAAGAACCCCUUGCCUCAUCUACCUGCUACGAACGUACGUUCCUCGUUUGUAGCGCUUUCUGGACACGGAGAUGAAUUCGAGGAUAUCCAUGACCUUUGCGCGUCCACACGGAGUGGGGUCUUCCUAGAGGAGGCAGUGAUUCCUUACGUCGGCCUCUACCCCGAUGAGCUGGACAUUCCAUUGAACGCCUACUUGUACGACUUUUUCCAGAAUGGCGAUGUGAACGCCGUGGUCACUGCAAACGGCAUCCGGAGAGGCGAUAUCUGGUUCUUUCUCAAUGAUUUCAGUCUUGUGUUAGCGACUAUUGUUACCAGCUUCUCCAACUACAUGAAGCUAUCCGCGGAUUCGGACGUCGACCUUGCCACUGUUAUGGGCGGUGGUGAUGCCGCUGAAGAAAAUAAGGAGGAGCGCGCGAUGACACCUGAUCAGUCAGGGAAUGCGGCGGCUCUGGGAAUACGUGGUGGCGCAGGUGGUGGAAGGUCUGACGCUCAAGGCUCUGGUGGUGCUACUCCUAUUGUCCUGCCAACCCGCAGCAAGAAGAAGGUCGUUGAUUCGUGGGAUACGGCGGAGGAUGCGGAAGCUGCUGCUGAUGCAGAUGCUGUUGGUAGCGACUGGGACGACGGAGACGAUGAGUCUGAUGGCGAUUCGCCGGCAUGGGAGGAUCAAAGCCUGCUAAAGGUCUUGAAGGCUUUCCAGAUGCUGAAGAAAGACUUCGAUGCGAAGUUCAGGGUCAUGUGGGCUUAGGUGUCGAUAUUGUCGAGACGGUAGAGAUUGUUUGUGAUGGGGGGACAUUAGUUUGGACGGACCAAGGUUUGUUCAUGGUAUUGGUAGCAUGAAAAGUGUUGUGAUGGGGACUCUGACACGAAGUUCACGGUUAGAGUUUGGGUAACGAUUAUGAUGACUUCCGGUACUGUGUUAUAGACCAUGAGAAAAUGAAUCAAUGCUGUGUUCUAAGAAAAAUUAGGGCAUAGCUUUUCAAUGAAGCCACCUGGGCCACCAGGAAAGAAAUUGAUUGGCCG
This is a messenger RNA of Mytilinidion resinicola, 5929 nucleotides long. Its product is annotated as DEAD/DEAH box helicase-like protein. Bases 162 to 5654 code for a protein of 1830 amino acids. NCBI's taxonomy places the organism in Eukaryota, Fungi, Ascomycota, Dothideomycetes, Mytilinidiales, Mytilinidiaceae. Gene Ontology annotation, cellular component: cytoplasm. The record is from RefSeq and is a predicted model, not a curated record. The transcript is spliced from 3 exons. Gene Ontology annotation, molecular function: ATP binding; nucleic acid binding.